Didymodactylos carnosus is the source of this 1437-nucleotide messenger RNA. Lineage: Eukaryota; Metazoa; Rotifera; Eurotatoria; Philodinida; Philodinidae. The record is from the annotation of a GenBank genome assembly.
AUGUCAACAUAUUCAGAAAUCGAUGAUGAUCAAUUUUGUCAAAUAUGUACGGAUAAAGCGAGUGGUUGGCAUUGUGGUGCAAUAACAUGUGAAGCUUGUAAAAAAUUUUUUCUUCGUACAAUAAAUGCCGAAAAUAAAUAUAAAUGUCAGCAUGACAAAUGUUGUAUAAUAAAUCGACAUUCACGAACACAAUGUCAGUAUUGUCGAUAUCAAAAAUGUUUAAAAUUUGGUAUGAAGCCUAAUAAUGAAAAAACGUAUACAAAAACCGAAGAUUUAUAUAAAACAUUACCGUGUAUUAUUUGUUCAUCAUCAUCAUCUGGACUUCACUUUGGUGCAAUUACAUGCGAAGCAUGUAAAUGUUUUUUUCGACGAUCAAUUAAAGAGAACGCCAUUGAACAUUAUCAUUGUUCAGCAAAUGAUUGCUGUAAAAUAGAUUCAAAAUUAAAAAUGAAUUGUCGAGCAUGUCGAUUUCGAAAAUGUAUUGAUGGUGGAAUGUCAGUGGGUGCAAGUCGAAUUGGACGUCAAUCAAAUUUAUUUAAACAUAGUCUUAUAACUAUACAAGAGAAACGUCCCGAUAGUAAAAUGGCAUCUAUUGAUGAUAGUGCACGAGUGGCUAUAAUAGCUAAAAAACGAAAAAUAAAAUAUGUUAGAUCAUUUUCAUCACCGAAUGAAAUUGCCAUUAAAUUACCUGAAGAAAUGAAAAUUUAUAUUGAAAAUGUACGCAUAGCCUAUUGUAAUCAUUUAAAAGAAUUACCAUAUUGUUUACCACGAGAAACAGUUUGGUUAACAAUAGGACAUCAAUUGGUUCUCUAUGCCGAAUGUUUAAUUCAUUUUUGUCAAAAAACUAUUACCAAUUUCAAUAAUUUAUCAGAUCCGUAUGAAAUAAUUAGUUCAUCAAUUCAUACUGUUAUUAUUAUUACAUUAAUGUUAACAUCACGUCCAAAAAAUAAAUUAAUAAUUGGUUGGAAUUAUUGGAAAACAGAUAAAACUUUAGCCGAUGUUCUAUACUCAUAUAUUCCAUACAUGUCUGAAGCUGAAAAUUUUUAUCGAUCAAAUGAAACUGAAUUAAGAAAUUUUCAAUUUGAUGAAAAUGAAAUAUCUCUCGUAAUUCUCAUAUGUUUAACUAGAAUAAAUUUUUUAAAUUCUGAUAAAAAUUCAACAUGGUCAAAAUGUCAAUUCGAUUGUGUAGAAGCACUAAGUGAAUAUAUGCAAGCGAGACGAGGAAUAUGUGAUCAAUUACCAUUUGAAUUUUAUGAUGUGUCAUUUUUAAUUACACAAAUUCGAUCAUUAAAUAAAAAUAUUGUUCAAUGUUUAACCACAGCACCAUGGCCAAAAAAUUUACCAUUCUAUUUUUAUCGAAUAUAUGUUCCAAAUAUAGAAAAAAAACAAAUAAAUUCAAAUGAAGUAACAGAUCAGGAUACGACCAUUUCAAUCUAG